AUGUCUGAAUACGUUAAAGCCUACUUUGCAAAGGAUGUGUUGAAGGACGCAUCUGCUGAAUAUAAACAGAGAAGAAGAAAACAGAUGCUAUUUUUUUAUGGAGCAGCAGUCGCAACGUUUUUUUCAGCACAUUUUGUAUUUCGUGGAAUUCAAACAAGAAGAUAUAUUCCAAGUUUGUUUAACGCAAACCAUAGACCGUUACCAUCGUCACCUCAUAGCGAUGCUAUUGCAGCACUCACAUACUCAACAAUGAUGACGACGAGUUCUAUUGCCUGGAUGGUAUUCGGGGCAGGCUGGAUAUUUGAUAUCUCCUCUAUUGGAGAGUUUGGGCAAAAAAUGCUGAACUUGUUUGGCAAUGACCAGAUUGAAGAUGGCCACAACAAUAAUUCGCAGAAUGACAAAGAGGUUGAUAAGGCUACAAGAAAUUUGGAGAAAAGCAUUGGUGAGUUUAUCAAUGCCCAAAUAAGUGACCAAAAGUAG
Messenger RNA from Ascoidea rubescens DSM 1968, 480 nucleotides. Its product is annotated as altered inheritance of mitochondria protein 11. Gene Ontology annotation, cellular component: mitochondrion. The record is from RefSeq and is a predicted model, not a curated record. The transcript has a single exon. NCBI's taxonomy places the organism in Eukaryota, Fungi, Ascomycota, Saccharomycetes, Ascoideales, Ascoideaceae. The coding region runs from base 1 to 480 and encodes 159 amino acids.